Didymella exigua CBS 183.55 is the source of this 1699-nucleotide messenger RNA. RefSeq lists its product as uncharacterized. The transcript has a single exon. Bases 82 to 1311 code for a protein of 409 amino acids. The record is from RefSeq and is a predicted model, not a curated record. NCBI's taxonomy places the organism in Eukaryota, Fungi, Ascomycota, Dothideomycetes, Pleosporales, Didymellaceae.
CCACAACAACAGCCGACACCACAGGCCAUCGCUCGUAAGAACAUGUAACUAACGCGAACAUCAUCAUCACGUGCUUAUGAUAUGCCAGCAUCAGCUCGGCCUGUCUCAAAACAUUUCGACGAUAUCUUCCACGCCAAGUUUAUGGAAGUCAUUGCUGACUGGAAGGACGACCCCUCAAGAGGCAGUCUCACUCAGAGGGACCGUAAGACGUUUAUCGAGAAUGCCUACAACGAGACCGAUGAACUUUACUUUAGCAGGCGCCAAUUGUCCGAUCAGGAAAUCAAGCUUCGUGCUCUCACCAAAGUCUUCUACAAAAUCCUUGCAGAAGAGCCGUGGUCUGAAGACUGGAUACGUGCUCCCGAUGUUGAACGCAAACUCUCCAGGUUCGAAAUGCACAGGGACUCCGUCGAGCUGGCUGACAAAUUCAAUGUCCCGACCCCUCGAGAGGCCGUUAGAGCUGCACGUGAGGCGGCUGCAAAGCAGGAGCGGGCUUUGAAAACGGCCACUACUGAGAAGGAGAAGGAAAAGCUGCGCAUCGACCGUGGCCCAUGGGACGACAUUGAGAUCAUAUACAUUCCAGGUACCGUGUCAGCCGCAGCUACCAGCCGACUGAACCGCGAAGACACCUACCCCAUUUCUGUCUCUUCCGUUGCUGCCACUCUUCAGUCCCACAUAUGCAGAGACAUGGUGCGUCCCUUCUCCAUGGCUGAACGCUUUGUCAACUGCUCAGAUACCAGGGAGCUCGAGGAGAUGCGCGACUUCGCCUGCAACGUCUGUGACUACUGCCCUCACCUUCUCGAUAAUGACAACGUCAGUCUGCUAGUUGUUCUUCUCAUCUUAUCGCGAUCAGAUGUCUGCAGACGCUGGGAAAACAACGGCAUUCGCAUCGAAGGCUCCACCAUCAGCCAUCGCAAGUCUGAGUGCAUGAAGAACAAGCUAGGCUGGAAUACCACCGAGCUGAAGAAGCCGUUCGAUAGCUUCGCAUCCGAGUUCCAAACCCGUGUGAAAAACGCUUGUUUCCCAGCUCCUCGAGCGCAGCGCGGAGGCGGUCCUAAGAACAAAGGCCCGCGCAAGUCCUCGACCCCUGCGACUCCAUCAACACCAAACGGCUAUGGUCCUCCACCCGUAUGGGGCUACAUGCACUCCCCUCAGAUCCGCCAGGACGGCGUGAAUUGCGGUAUCAACAUUCCCGCGUCGACUGUACAGGCCAUGUACAAGCAGCCCACCGUGCCUGGUCCUGACGCGAUCCAUCAGCCUACUGCGAGCGACGCCGCUCGUGGCGACGCCGGUGGUCCCAUGGAUCUAUCUUAAACUCCAUCUUGCAUACUCUGCGUGCGGACUUGUACACUACUUGCAUCUUCUUGGCGUACGGCUUUUGGCUUAGGCCUGCAUUUACAUGUUGUCGUCGAUGGCGAACAAAAACAGCGAGGAUACGAUGGCGUUUUGUUUUGAUCAUGGUCCACGUCAGAAACGACUUACCUUCCCGAUACAGCGGCGCUAGCGAGAAUCGCUAUGCACUCGAAGCAUGUACAUCAAUGCACAUUUUCUUGACACAGUGAUGCUCUCGUGGUCUGCUAUUCUUAGCAACACUAACGGAUGACGCUCUGCAAGGAAGAAGCUCGUUUUCAAAGACCAACCGCUAACAAAGAAACUAUCUAAGCUCGCUCUGCUGUACGCUAUAAUACAACAGCAUAGCAGG